AGAAAAACCAUUAAUGGCUAUUCAUCGAAACCAACAACAAGAAGAAGAACAAGACAGGACACAACUAUCUCUUCCUCUUAAUUAAUUUCGACGUGUCUUAUUAAUCCGCGUCUAUUCUCCUUUCUUCCUUCUUCAAUCACUCAAACGCCACCGUCACCGCCACGCCUGAAAAAUUAGGAGAGCAAAGAUUAAAAGAGUAUUUCAUCUACCACAAGAGGGACAAGUUUUGCUAAUAGGCAAUAAAGAAAGUUGUGGACUCUACAUGGCUCCUGGUGGCAUCACUUACAAAGAAGCCUUGGAGUCUUACUCGACAGGCUUAGAUUACGAGGUUAAGAUGUCUAAAUUGGAGGCUACUAACAAACCAGCCAAACCAGGUAGCGGUUCAGUUGGAAAAUAUGGAAUCCGUUCGAGCAAUGGCAAUGGUGUUCAUGAGCUUCUCGAAUGUCCGGUUUGCACAAAUCUCAUGUAUCCUCCAAUUAAUCAGUGCCCCAAUGGCCACACGUUGUGUUCAAGCUGCAAACAACAAGUGCAGAACACGUGCCCUACAUGCCGUUACGAGCUCGGCAACAUAAGAUGCUUGGCUCUCGAGAAGGUUGCGGAAUCGUUGGAGGUUUCAUGCCGGUACCAAAGCUUAGGGUGUCACGACAUUUUCCCGUACUACAGCAAGGUCAAGCACGAGCAGCACUGCAGGUUUCGUUCCUACGACUGUCCUUACGCUGGCUCUGAGUGUUCAGUGACGGGAGACAUUCCAACCCUCGUUGAGCAUCUCAAAGACGAUCACAAAGUCGAUAUGCAUAGUGGCUGCACUUUCAACCACCGUUACGUCAAGUCCAAUCCUCAAGAGGUUGAGAAUGCUACAUGGAUGCUCACGGUGUUCAACUGUUUUGGAAGACAGUUCUGUUUACACUUUGAGGCGUUUCAGCUGGGGACGGCGCCGGUGUACAUGUCGUUUCUACGGUUCAUGGGAGAUGAGAACGAGGCUAAGAAGUUUAGUUACAGCUUGGAAGUUGGAGCUCACAGCCGUAAGCUGACGUGGCAAGGGAUUCCGAGAAGCAUCAGAGACGGUCACAGGAGGGUCCGGGAUAGUCAGGACGGUCUCAUCAUCCCUAGAAACAUGGCUUUGUUCUUUUCAGGCGGUGACAAAGAAGAGCUCAAGUUAAGAGUCACUGGACGGAUUUGGAGAGAAGAGUAGAUGAUGACAAUGAUGGAUGUUUCAUAGGCUCUGUAAUGAUGAUUUUGAUUGGAACUGAAAGGGAUGAUGUACAUAGCAGUCUUGGGAGCUAUGAGAUCAAAAUCUCCCCGUGAUCAGGUUGAAAACAUUAUGUUUUGAAAUAUUACAAACUCUUAGUCUUGUAAUUUUCCUGAUUUGUUGGAAAAAUAAAGACAGUUUUCCU
This is a messenger RNA of Brassica oleracea var. oleracea, 1394 nucleotides long. Its product is annotated as putative E3 ubiquitin-protein ligase SINAT1. Gene Ontology annotation, cellular component: cytoplasm. Gene Ontology annotation, biological process: multicellular organism development; ubiquitin-dependent protein catabolic process. Gene Ontology annotation, molecular function: ubiquitin protein ligase activity; protein binding; zinc ion binding. Lineage: Eukaryota; Viridiplantae; Streptophyta; Magnoliopsida; Brassicales; Brassicaceae. The transcript is spliced from 5 exons. Bases 263 to 1192 code for a protein of 309 amino acids. The record is from RefSeq and is a predicted model, not a curated record.